This is a messenger RNA of Adineta steineri, 1293 nucleotides long. The record is from the annotation of a GenBank genome assembly. NCBI's taxonomy places the organism in Eukaryota, Metazoa, Rotifera, Eurotatoria, Adinetida, Adinetidae.
AUGAAUAUCUUUCUAUUUCUAUUGUUUAUUAAUUCAAUUAAUGCACAACUUAAUUUAUAUCUUGAUUCCGUUUCUGUUGAACAAUUAUAUGAUUUAAAUGGACAUCAAUUAUAUUUUAUCAAUGAAAAUCAAAUUCGUCAAGCAGCAUUAGAAUCUGCUUUAGUAAUAUCUCCUGAUAUUCAUUUUCUUCAAUUGACUUGGAAUCAAGAUCGAUCCGAUAUUAAUACACCAAAACUACACUAUGAAUAUAAUACAAGUUCAAGUAAUGAACAAGUAUUAUUACGACCAGUAUUAAAUAUAGCUGAACAAGGAAUUGUACCAAGAAAAACUUCGGCAUUUAGUAUAUUUUUUCCAUGUGUAUUAUCACAACGAGUUAAUUGUUCAAUAUUAUUUCGAUUCUAUAAUGCAACAACAAAUCAUUCAUCAAUGAUUAUAAAUUUAAAGCUUUUAAAAUAUUGUCAAGAUCAAACGAUGAAUUCUUCUGUACUUAAACAAUUUUAUAGUACAAAUCAAAUAAAUGAUUAUUUACUUAUGAAACAAUCUAAUUAUCGAGAUUUUGCAUCAACAACACUUGCAACUAUAUUAGCUUAUUCAUUAGUUAUUGCUAUUGUAGUUUUUCUACUUGUAUUUUGUACGGCUAUGAGUUUAUUUUGUCUUUAUCGGAUGACAACAACAAAACAUAAAAAAUCGGAAAAUUUAAUUGAUGAUAACCAAGAUCAUCCAGCGUUACCUAUGACAUUUGAUAUGACAACUUUUGAAGAUGUUAGUUUAUAUUCAUGUACACAAUACGAUUUUAUGAAAACAGCUGAUGAAUUAUUAUCUUCAGCAACUUUUGCAGAUUGUACUAUUGAUCCAAACCGAGUUACAUUACAUGAAAUUAUUAUGGAAGGAAAAUUUGGUUGUUUAUUUCAUUGUUCUUUGAAUGAUACAUUAACAACUAUGUCAACACAAAAUAUCUAUGGUAAAACUAUAAAUUCAUCUGCAACACCAGUUCAACUCAAUGACAUGUUACAUGAUUGUUGUUUAUUUGCUACAUUAAAACAUUCAAAUAUAAAUAAUCCAUUAGGCAUUGUCUAUAAAAAUGAAUUAUCACCAUAUCCAUUAAUUAUCUAUCCAUAUAGUAACAAAGGAAUUCUUAAACGAUUUAUUAUUCAAAAUCGAACAAGUUCUCGACAACAAUUAUUAUCAACACAAGAACUCGUUUAUAUGGCAAUACAUAUAGCCAAAGGUUUAUAUUUUUUACACAAACGUAAAAUGUUAAUGAAGGAUAUAGGUACACGAAAUUGUUUGUAA